AUGGCACCAAAAUUAUUUCAGCCCUUCUCAUGCAUUUUCCUUCUUUUCCUACUUCUAAUUCCUCUCUUUUCUCAUGCACAUUCUUCCCACUCAAAGGCCAAUAACUCAUCACCAUUUGAAUUCCUCAAGCAUUUGCAAGGGUGUCACAAGGGUGACAAUGUUAAGGGCCUCCAUAAGCUAAAAAAAUACCUUGAAAAUUUUGGUUAUCUGAGCAAUCUCCAUUCUAAAAACCAAACUCAUUUCAACAAAGAUGACUUUGAUGAUCUCUUAGAGUCCGCCAUCAAAACUUACCAGCUCAAUUAUCAUCUGAAAGCCACCGGAAUAUUGGAUGCUCCAACGGUAUCCAAGAUGAUGAUGCCCCGGUGUGGGGUUCCAGACAUCAUCAACGGCAGGAAUUGGACGCAAGCUGCAGGCAAGAAGGGGCAUCAUCAUGGCCGUGGUCUCCACACUUUCCAUACAGUCUCUCAUUUUGCGUUCUUUCCGGAUCACCCUAAAUGGCCGGCAUCAAAGACACACUUUGCCUAUGGGUUCGCGCCAAACACUCGCAUGGACGCCAUUGGCAGCGUGAUGCGAGCUUUUGAUAAAUGGGCUUCUGCAACACACUUCACAUUUGCACCGACUCAGGACUAUGCAAAUGCUGACUUAACAAUUAGUUUUCACAGUGGUGAUCAAGGAGAUGAUCACGCAUUUGAUGGCGCUGGCAGAACCCUAGCUCAUGCUUGGGCGCCAACUGAUGGAAGGUUUCACUUUGAUGCAGACGAGACAUGGUCUGAUGGUGCAACUUCGGAUGCAUUUGACUUGGGGACAGUUGCUUUGCAUGAAAUUGGACACCUUCUAGGACUUGAUCAUAGCUCGGUUGAGAAUGCUAUCAUGUAUGCAGGCAUUGCUAGUGGCAUCACAAAAGGUUUGCAUGAGGAUGAUAUAAUGGGAAUCAAAGUUUUAUAUAAUGUUUGA
Cornus florida is the source of this 954-nucleotide messenger RNA. RefSeq names its product metalloendoproteinase 3-MMP-like. Gene Ontology annotation, cellular component: extracellular matrix. The record is from RefSeq and is a predicted model, not a curated record. Gene Ontology annotation, molecular function: zinc ion binding; metalloendopeptidase activity. Gene Ontology annotation, biological process: extracellular matrix organization; proteolysis; collagen catabolic process. Lineage: Eukaryota; Viridiplantae; Streptophyta; Magnoliopsida; Cornales; Cornaceae. Bases 1 to 954 code for a protein of 317 amino acids. The transcript has a single exon.